GAAAAGAAAUAAUUCGAAAUGGUCACGCAGAAAACGAGGGACUGAGGAUUGUACCUUCUUUGCUCUGCAAAAACUUAAACGUUGAUUUGACUCAGCGUCAAGGUAAGAUCCAACAUCUCCUCUUCAAUGGCUGCCACUGAUUUCGUUUUCCCUCCACGUUUCUUCAAAGUUUUUGUCUCCCACUUCACCUCAGAUUCCAUGAUGCUCCCAAUUGCCUACUACGGUCAUCUUCCAAGUCGUUUGCACAAAACGGUGAUUCUCCGAGGACCUGGUGGAUGCUCUUGGAAUGUAGCCACAACGAUAAAUGAAAAAGAAGUGCAUUUCUCACAAGGAUGGGCCAAAUUCGUUGAGGAUAACACUCUUAGCGAUGGAGACAUUUUGACCUUUGUGUAUAAUGGAGACCACGUAUUCGAGGUCAGUAUCUAUCGCGGCUACGAUGCAUGUAAAGAGAUUAGCGCAGUCACUGAAGUGGAAGAGGACAAAGAAGACAGUGUUUUUUCUCUGAGCAGUGAAGACAAUGACACUUGUUCUCAAUCUGUGAUGAAGAACACGAUCCCGGAAGGAAGAGACAAAGGAAAGUCAAAAGUGGAAGUUGUGGGGGAUCCUGAUGACGAAGAGGAUAGUGUUUAUUCUGCAAGCGGUGAAGAAACAGAGACAGACACUGAUUCUGAAUUCCAGGUGGCCAAGACAACAAUACCAAAAAGCAAGAAGAAAGGGAAGAAGAAAGAACAGGUUGUGGAGUCUUCUGAUGAAGACAGUGACAGUGACAGUGAUUACAUCGAAACGUUUGGUCAAUUGGAUAUUGAAGAGAAUUCCAACAGUGAGGAGGAUAGUUCUUAUGCUCCAGAUGACGAAGGCACAUCCACUUGUGUCAAACCAAAGGUGGCAAAUGUGAAGAGGAAAGAGGCGGCAAAGAAGAGGAAGAAAGUCGAGCCUAAGAUCAAAAAUCCUGAGACAUAUCUGGAUGAUCCAAAGAAUAUUCAUUUCGAGACAAACGUGAAGAAUAGAUUAUACGAGCUGUUGGUUCAUGCACAACUGGUGAAAGACUAUUGCUUGAAGUUUGGAGACCACGUUUACUACAUCGACAGAAUCGGGAAACUAAAAGCUAAAACAGCAAAAUGGAAGGAUCAGCGUGUGUGUAUCAAAAAAUGGAUGCGCAUAUGCGAUAGGAACGAAUUGAAGAAAGAAGACCGCAUUUUGUGUGAGCUCUUGCGCAAGGGAACUUUUGUGUACGCAAUCAAACUCCACAUCAUCCGCGGAAAAAAUCUGUAGACGCUAUCAGUGUGAGUAGAGCCAGAGGAAGGGAUUUGGCUACUUAUCUUUAUGAUUUCAUCUUGUUGUUAUCAAGCAAACAUCAUUCUCAGCUAAACUUAUGAGUUUCUUUAUUGUCUACUUCAGAUUAAAUGACUUUCUCUCU
Arabidopsis lyrata subsp. lyrata is the source of this 1417-nucleotide messenger RNA. Its product is annotated as B3 domain-containing protein At4g34400. Gene Ontology annotation, molecular function: DNA binding. The record is from RefSeq and is a predicted model, not a curated record. NCBI's taxonomy places the organism in Eukaryota, Viridiplantae, Streptophyta, Magnoliopsida, Brassicales, Brassicaceae. The coding region runs from base 127 to 1272 and encodes 381 amino acids. The transcript is spliced from 8 exons.